GAACGCAGCAGCGGAGAGAAUGUGGCAUUCACGGAGAGGAGGGAAAACCUGGAAGAGCGUCACCGGGCAAUGUGACGUACAAAGUAGGCUACUAAAGUCCGUAAAAUUAUGAUAUAUGUGUUGGUUAACUCUGUUUGGGGAUUUAACCACUAUCUAACACGCUUGGAAGUUAACACUCCUGGGAUAUAAAACCCCACUUUUCUGGAAUAUCAACACAAGGAAUACUCUGCCAGAUCUCCGGAGUUUUCCUACAAACCGUGGUCCGCUACAUUUCAUGGGUUGAAAAGUUUAAAACAUAACUGACUAAAAGAGAGCAAUACGCUGAUGUAUUCACUUUGGAACACGUCUCUGAGACUUGGAGCCCCUGCAGUGUCAAAGAGAAAUGACUGAACCACAUCACCUUCUCCUCUGACAUCCUGGAAAUAACAUCUUCCCCCCAAUACAAGAACAAAAGAGUGCAAAGAAGUCUGCGUAGGAAAUUAGGAUCAGUGUCCCCGCCUAGGCAGACUCCAGAGGACUUAUAUGAAUUUGAGUGUGGAGAGUCUCACCUGAGGCAGGUCUUCAUGCGUCCGACACGCAGCAUGAGGCUCUGAGGAGGAUUUUAAAUAACGCUGGUUAAAGGAGGAGGAUGGGGAAGGAGCAGGACCUGCUGCAGGCGGCGAAGAGCGGAGACCUGCUGUCCACCCAGAAGCUGCUGUCCAAGCUCAAAGCCAACAGGAACAAGUUGCUGGGCUCCACCAAGAGACUGAAUGUGAACUACCAGGACUCAGACGGGUUUUCGGCCCUGCACCACGCCGCCCUCACAGGAACCACAGAGCUGCUGGCAGCCCUGCUGGAGGCCCAGGCCUCCGUGGAUGUCAAGGACAGCAACGGGAUGCGUCCGCUGCAUUACGCGGCCUGGCAGGGGAAGGCCGACUCGGUCCUGAUGCUGCUGCGUGCCGCCGCCUCAGUGAACGGCGUCUCUCUGGACGGACACAUCCCGCUGCACCUCGCCGCGCAGUACGGACACUACCAAGUGUCUGAGAUGUUGCUGCAGCAUCAGUCUAACCCCUGUCUGGUCAACAAAGCUAAGAAGACUCCUCUGGACCUCGCCUGUGAGUUUGGAAGAGUCCAGGUUGCCCAGCUGCUGCUGAGCAGUAACAUGGUGGUGGCGCUGUUGGAAGGAGAAAGGAAAGAGCCCACAGACUCCGCCUUCACCACGCCGCUGCACCUUGCCGCCCGCAACGGCCAUAAAGACAUCAUACGUUUGCUGCUGAAUGCCGGCAUCGACAUCAACAAGACCACCAAGUCUGGAACGGCUCUGCAUGAGGCGUCUCUGUACGGGAAGACGGAGGUGGUGCGCCUGCUGCUGGACGCCGGAGUGGAUGUGAACAUCAGAAACACGUACAACCAGACGGCGUUGGAUAUCGUCAAUCAGUUCACCACGUCGCACGCCAGCAGGGACAUCAAGCAGCUGCUGCGAGAUGCGACGGGCGUCCUGCAGGUCCGAGCGCUGAAGGAUUUCUGGAACCUCCACGACCCGACGGCUCUCAACAUCCGCGCCGGGGACGUCAUCACGGCACCUGAGGCCCCUUUUGACCCGUCUCGUCCCCUGCAGGUGUUGGAGCAGCAUGUGGACGGACGCUGGAAGGGCCACAUCCACGACACCCAGAGAGGGACGGACCGCGUGGGCUUCUUCCCCCCCUCCAUCGUGGAGGUCAUCAGCAGGAGAAACGGGGGCACCCUGUCCCGGCACGCCUCUCUGCCCACCACGCGCCAGCAGCAGCUCUCCAGAGCCCCCCUCUCCUCCAGCCUCAGCUCCGCCCCUCAGACCGACGACUCCUACACCCUGUACGCACCCCCUACCCACGUGGUGCUGCCGCUAGCCAACGGCCUCACUACCAACACAGGUUUGUCUCCGGGCCGCCUUUCUCAGUCUGGGUGUUAUUUCGAGGACAUCUGGGUCCUCAGAGACUCGUGUCAUGCUGGAGACAGAAACAGCGUCGGGAGCACCGGCAGUGUGGGCAGCACCCGGAGUGCCGGCAGCGGACAGAGCACGGAGAGCACCAACGCUCCAAACGGACUGCAGCACCACGCCGUUCAUCACGACAACACCCACAAGCCGGCGCCCCCUGCUGUGGACUCUGGACUCUCAGACGGCAGCAAACAGCCAGAUCAGUCAGGUGGGACCGCUCGCAGGCAGACGGUGACGGUGCAGAGACCGGCGGAGCAGGGCUUCACGCAGCAGUUCGUCCGCCCUCAGCAGCUGCUGGAGGGGAAGGAUGCAGAGGCCAUCUAUCAGUGGCUAAGUGACUUCCAGCUGGAGCAGUACAUCGGGAACUUCAUCAAUAACGGUUAUGAUGUUCCCACCAUCAGCAGGAUGACUCCGGAGGAUCUGACCGCCAUCGGAGUGACCAAACCCGGACACCGCAAGAAAAUCUCCAUCGAGAUCAACAACCUGAACAUCCCCGAGUGGCUGCCGGAGUACAUCCCAUCGGACCUGGGUGAGUGGCUCAGUGCCAUCGGCCUCCCCCAGUACCAAAGGAAGCUCUCUGAAAACGGCUACGACUCCAUCAGCAUCGUCAAAGACCUCACAUGGGAGGAUCUGCAGGAGAUCGGCAUCACCAAACUGGGCCACCAAAAGAAACUGAUGCUGGCGGUGAAGAAGCUGUGUGACAUCCACCGAGCAAUCCUCCAGGCGGAAUCAGGCCAAGGCACGCUGCGUCGUAAAGGCCCCGGAGCCCUCCACCUGGUGGCCAUCGAGCCGCCCGACUCUGUGGGGGAGUCUCCUCGCACCCCCAAGAUGCUUACCUUCCAGGACAGCGAGCUGAGCGCCGAGCUGCAGAGCGCCAUGUCCAGCCACUACGGAGGCUGCGAGGAAGGCCUAGCCUUCAAGAAUGCAGUGGGGAUGUCCCAGAGCCAGGAGAGCAUGGACGCCCGGUCCAGAGGCUCCGGGCGCUCCCAGGAGCCCCCCACCGCCUCCAUCAACCCCCACAGCUGGUCGCAGGAGAGCCUGGAGGGCAGCCCGGCCAGGGAGAGGAACCUCCCAGAGGGCUGGGACCAGCGGCCCCUGCAGCAGCAGACGCUGCCCAAGCAGGUUCCUCUGGGCACGGCCACCGUGUUCAAGUACCCGGCAAUUCCAGCCAAGCCUAAACUGCCUGGGUCCCCUCGGGGUCCCUCCCCUCACGGCUCCCCAGCGCUGAAGGGUUUCAGCUACUUGCAUUCUCACUGUGGCUCCACAGACUUCAGCUCGAGGCCGGAGAACUACAGCAUGACAUUGACACCACCUAAAAAACGCGCCCAAACCCGCUAUGCUCUGUCUGAUGGGGAGCCAGACGAGGACGAGUACGAGCCGUCGAGUCGCUGUAGAAACCUGUCGUCCUACGCCACCUUGACCCGCAAACCGGGUCGCAGCCAUCUGGCUCGAUUGCAGUCGAGUUCAGAGAAGAACGGCAACGUGGGACGCAGCCAGUCCUUUGCGGUGCGCGCCCGUAAAAAAGGUCCCCCUCCUCCGCCUCCGAAGAGACUGAGCUCAGUGAGCAGCACCAACAGCGACGAGCUCAGCGACAGCAGCACCACGUCCUCUGUUGGCGGGGGGGUAACGGACAGCCCAGUGAGCGUGAGGAGCAUCGCAGCCUCUCUGGAGGGCAGGACGGAGGGGAAAACCCCCAGCUCAGAGGAGGCUUCCCCUGCACACAGCGCUGCAGGGCAGGAGGCUGCGGGGGUGAGGAGGAGGGUGCAGAGCGAGUGUAUUCCAUCCCAGACCCGCAACGUCCCGGUGCCGGAUCGGGGGGUGAAGUCUGACACGGAGGAGGAAGACUCAAAAGGCUGCAGGCUGGAGGGCUCCUCCUCCCCUCAGAACAGCUCCAGUGAGUGCAUCCCCUUCGCAGAGGAGGGUAACUUGACUAUCAAACAGAGGCCUAAAGCCCCCGCUCCCCCCCGAGCUGAGGCGGUGCUGGAGCCCCCAGAGGCACAAGCAGCCAAGGACUCAGAGCUGCCAGAGUUUAAUCUGAAGGAGUCUGACACGGUGAAGCGCCGGCACAAGCCAAAAGACAAGGAGCAGGGAGAAGGCUCCCCCAGCAGAGAGAGGCUGGAUUCAGAGUCCCGCAGCAGCAGGCCCCCCUCCCAGUGCCAGGACCAGGACCAGCUCAGCCUGAGGAUCAGUGAGGCCCGGCUGGAGAGGCCUGCCAGCCCGGCAACAGGAUCCUCCAUCAGACCUCCCCUCUCUCCCAGACCUGCCGUCGCCCCGAAGCCGGUCCGCCACAGUCUGCUGGCCGCACAGGCAGCGGGACUCUCCUCUCAAUCUGUGACCGUUAGUGUGGUUCAGAGUGUGGCCUUCACCUCUCCGUGCUCUCCCUCUCACGGGUCCCUGGCUCCGCCCCCCCCCUCUCACGGGUCCCUGGCUCCGUGCUCCCCGGCCCGCCCGGCCCCUCAGAGCCCCUCUCUGGCAGCAGUGAGGCCUCAGGUGUGUGCGGUGGUUCCGGGUCCGGCCCCCGACUCGUCCUCUGGGACUGAGGUGGUUCAGCAGAGACUGGAUCAGACCAGCACGUCGCUGGCAGCCGCUCUGAAGGCCGUGGAGAGAAAACUGAACCUGGAAGAAAACUCCGAAGGGGGAUCUAACCAGGUGAAGUCCGCAGGGACGAUCCUGGACGACAUCGGCAACAUGUUCGACGACCCUGGCCUGACCAAGCUGGACGCCAUGUUGGACUGAAGACUUUCAUCAAAGCCUCAACCUCAGGAAGUGAAGGAGUUGUGGGUAAAAAGAACGUUUGACUCUGAACUACAUGCUGACGCAGUCCGAGGAGAACACCAGCACUCGAUUCUGCGUGCGGUCUUUUUCUAUAACUACGUCC
This is a messenger RNA of Gymnodraco acuticeps, 4832 nucleotides long. RefSeq names its product caskin-2-like. Lineage: Eukaryota; Metazoa; Chordata; Actinopteri; Perciformes; Bathydraconidae. The coding region runs from base 629 to 4690 and encodes 1353 amino acids. The record is from RefSeq and is a predicted model, not a curated record. Gene Ontology annotation, molecular function: protein binding. The transcript has 23 exons.